GGAUAAUGUUUGAAUUUCGCGAACCUUUUCACACAAGAAGUUCGGCGCAAGUGCAAGACAACUUUAGCCAAAUUUUCGACAAAUCGGCGUUUACUCGACAACAAUGGCCAAGGACAAGACCGAAAAGAAGGAGAGAAAGGAGAAGAAGGAGAAGCGAUCUGAAAAGGACGGUGUCUCCAAGUCCAAGAAGGAGAAGAAGGAAAAGAAGCUUUCUGAAAAUGGCGAUGUUACCACCGCUCUGUUGAACACCCUCGAGAACGAGAAGCCCGGAUCAGUAGCAGUCGACAAUGAUGGCGAUGUCAUCAUCCAUGUCGAUGGAGAAGGUGCCGCUGCUCCUGUGGGUGCAUUGGUCCCCUUUGCCAACCCAUUGGCCGACGAGAAAGCCACAAAGAAGGUCCUCAAGAGCGUCAAGAAAGCCGCGAAGAACAAGUCGCUUAAGCGUGGUGUCAAGGAGGUCGUCAAAUCCCUCCGCAAGUCAGAAACAACUGUGGCCAACGGAGGCGCCGCUCCUGGCGUUGUUAUCCUCGCGGCCGAUAUCUCUCCUAUGGAUGUCAUCUCUCACAUUCCCGUCCUCUGCGAGGACCACAACGUGCCCUACCUCUACAUUACCUCUCGAGCCGAACUGGGUGCGGCUGGCAGCACCAAGAGACCAACCAGUGUCGUGAUGGUCACGCCCGAGCGUCAAGGCAAGAAGAAGGACGGUGAGGAGGGUGAGGAGGACUUCAAGGAGGUGUAUCAGGAUCUAGUGAAGCUCGUGCAGAAGGAAUCGCGGAAUGUCCGUGUCUAAGUUAUCUGUUCGUAGUUCUCAGGAUUCUCAGGAUCAAAAGGCGCAAAUGGGUUGCAAAUCGUGUACUUGUGCAUAUUAGAGGUUCAUCAUUUAUUCCCUCUUCUUAUUAUUCGAAAUGGAU
This is a messenger RNA of Xylona heveae TC161, 908 nucleotides long. Its product is annotated as L30e-like protein. Gene Ontology annotation, cellular component: nucleolus; box H/ACA snoRNP complex. Bases 104 to 787 code for a protein of 227 amino acids. Gene Ontology annotation, biological process: rRNA pseudouridine synthesis; ribosome biogenesis; snRNA pseudouridine synthesis. Lineage: Eukaryota; Fungi; Ascomycota; Xylonomycetes; Xylonales; Xylonaceae. The record is from RefSeq and is a predicted model, not a curated record. The transcript is spliced from 2 exons. Gene Ontology annotation, molecular function: box H/ACA snoRNA binding.